AUGAGUUUAUUGACUAGCGACUUAGAACACGAAUCCAAAUAUCCAGCGAUCAAAAAGGCGAAUAUUGAGACAACGUACAGUAUUUUCAAUAUGCCAUUAUUCGAUCAUGUUCGAGCAGUUGGUCAGAUACCCUCGUGGAUUCGCGUUAAAGUUGCUAAUGAAUUAGCGUCAACUGCUAAGGAAUGGUGCCAAAUAUAUGAACGGUACAAUUCCGGUACAUACAAUAACCAGUGGCUUGUCGUUGAUUACAAACUUUUCAAACCACGCCAAAAUUUACCCCCAAUCGGUCUACUUUACUUACUUGAACAAGUUCCAGGCACGAUAAUAUACCGUGAUAUGACCUGGUAUCUUCGCAAGUACACUUACUUCCCCAGUUACAAUGUACCCUAUUUCAAAAACACAACAACCCUGAGUGGUUUCGACAAAUUUGUGAGUUUUUUAAACUAUUAUUCACUGUCCACUCUCAAAUUUCGACAUUCACUUUCGUGA
Molecule: messenger RNA, 489 nt
Organism: Anisakis simplex (herring worm)
Lineage: Eukaryota; Metazoa; Nematoda; Chromadorea; Rhabditida; Anisakidae
Source: the annotation of a GenBank genome assembly